CAAUAACCAGGGCCUGUUUUGCGCGCGAUUUUCGAACACUUCGAAUAAUUCCCAGUUCCCAUUUGAUUUGAUUUUUUUUUUCCCGUUGACCACCGUACAAACAGCUUCCGAGUUUGUGCGAGGCCCCCAUGGCAGCUAGUAAACUCUCCUCCAAGCAGACCACACUUUUUGAGUCGAAAUGUGCGAAGAUCUCUGCCUUCUAUUUUGACCUGGACAAUACUCUGAUCCCGACCAGAGCCGGUGACUCCAAGGCUAUACGCAAGCUCUCAGAUCUACUUGAGUCGCAGUACCAUUUCACCAAAGAUGACGCCUUGCUGGCCACUCAGACCUUUUUGAAAUCCUUCCGCCGCUGUCCGGACAACACGCAGACCUCGCUGGACUCAUGGCGCACCCACCUGUGGCGGGAGUCGCUGCUGCCCAAGUACAAGCACCUCGCCGAUGAGAUCUAUCCACAGUGGCUACGGUUGCGAUACCGCUACCUGGCCGUGCCGGCGGACUAUGUGCAGCUGCUGACGCGAAUGCGUCGGGCCGGCUAUGCCCUGGCCCUCAUCACGAACGGGCCCUCAAAUGCCCAGUGGGAGAAGGUGGCCCGCCUGAAUGUGCGCGGCUACUUUGACUGCGUGCUGGUCUCCUCGGAUCUGCCCUGGGAGAAGCCCCAUCCGGAGAUCUUCUAUGCGGCCUGCAAUUUCCUCAAUGUCAAGCCGCACGAGUGCGCCAUGAUCGGCGACAAGCUGGAGACGGACAUCAAGGGAGGUCAUCUGGCCCAGCUCGGCCUCACCUUUUGGACGCCGCUGAGCAGCAGCAGCUCGGCGGCCCAGUCCCUGGACGAUGUCGAGUACAAGCCGCACCACAAGCUCAAUCAACUGCUGGAGCUAUACAAAUAUUUUCCCCGUCUCAAUGCCAUUGCGCAGCCCGACGCGCCAUCCACAUCCAACCGCCGCGGUAGUUAUUUGAGCGGAGGUCUGGCUGGUGCCAGCGGCAGCGGGAGCGGAUGCCCUGCCAGCACAAGUAGCCAGAGAAGCCAACCGGAGAAGCGGCAGGUAGCGUAUCGCCGUGGCGGAUCCUUGCCGGCCAUGGACUGCUCGAAUAGCGAGGCGGAGAACAGUUGCGACAGCUUCCUUUAAGGGAGAACCCGAGUACCCGAGAUUGAGUCUCGACGGAAGGCGGAACUGGCGCACCGCGCCUCGCCUCGCCAUUGGUGGAAAAUGUACCUUCAGUUUACAAAACUAUAACUAAAGAGGAAAUAGGAAUUAGAGACGGAAACCAAUAAUCAAGCUUGCAAAGAACGACGAAGAAGAAGAAGAAGUGAAUGAAAAGGAAGGAUGGAUGGAUAAUUAAUUGAUGUUAAUAAGAGGACAACCAGGCACACGGGAACCGAAUGCAGGAAUUUAAUGUUCAACUAUUAGAUGGGAGGAACCGAGAACUACGGCGAAUCUCGUUUAUCUGCCAUUAAAACUAAAAUUAAGGCUAGAACAGAAUCAGAAAUACACAAACACAAAAACUAACACUAAAAAAAAAAAAAAAGUCAAACAAAAAAUAGUUACAGAAGAAAUCACAACACAACACAAAAGGGGAACCAGGGGGAAAAACCAAAUGUAUUUUUCUAAGCGGACGUUGUUCUUCCACACAUUUUUUUGUAAAUUGAUAAGCGCAAUCAAGAAAAAAACAAAACACAAAAAACGAAAAGAAAUUGAAAAACGAUAAAACAAACAAUUAAAAUGGAACAAAAGCGAACAAGGAGAAAGUGUCGGAUGGGUAAGAUGAGUAUGUUCGAUUUGAUUGGAAGAGAAACCGUUAGAAUAGCUAUUCAAGUACAUACAUACAUGCACAUGUGUGUGUGCAUGUCGAUUGUUAACUAUUGUAGUAGUCGUAGCCAGAUACCGUUAAAGUUAAGCCGUUGGUUCGAAAUUCGAACUAGAAUUGAAUGCACCAUACACACACACACACACACAUACUCACGAACACACAGCGACUGCAAUGCUGCGGCGAAAUUAAUAAGGGUAUUCCUGGAGGAGAUUUGCAGGCACCUUGAUCCAACGGCUCUGUUAAUGAAUUUUUGAAUAAACGAAGAAACCUUAA
Drosophila obscura is the source of this 2079-nucleotide messenger RNA. Its product is annotated as N-acylneuraminate-9-phosphatase. The transcript is spliced from 3 exons. The record is from RefSeq and is a predicted model, not a curated record. Lineage: Eukaryota; Metazoa; Arthropoda; Insecta; Diptera; Drosophilidae. Gene Ontology annotation, molecular function: hydrolase activity. Bases 129 to 1124 code for a protein of 331 amino acids.